This is a messenger RNA of Herpailurus yagouaroundi (jaguarundi), 4221 nucleotides long. It is a transcript of the gene FSD2, whose product is annotated as fibronectin type III and SPRY domain containing 2. The transcript has 17 exons. Bases 1261 to 3591 code for a protein of 776 amino acids. Lineage: Eukaryota; Metazoa; Chordata; Mammalia; Carnivora; Felidae. Gene Ontology annotation, molecular function: protein binding. The record is from RefSeq and is a predicted model, not a curated record.
GCUCCCCGACGCGCAGCCCCCUCCCCCUGCGCCUCUGAUUGGCUGUCGGCGGCCUGGGCGGGUUCUCGGCAGCCAAUGAGAAGGUCAGAAGCCCGUGUCUGUCCGGGCCGUCGGAAUCCAGCCCUGUCGCAACCCUGUCCGGAGCCCGAGGAUUACCUAUCUUCCCUCACCUUUUCCACCUUUGUACACAGUGAAUUAGGAAAAGCGACCGAGUUAUCGCCAUCGCCUUCUGCGCGUCCCAUCUCCCAGCCAGCAUGUUUAACUACGAUCUGCGUUCCCACUCUUCAUUUUACAGCCAAGGAGACAGACCCAGCAAAGAAACUUGUCCUAACAUGCACAGUCAGGCUGGAAACGCACAGUGUAGACGGAGGAACAGCGUCUGUCAGCUUCCAUCCCAGUUUGCCGGGACCAAGGAUGGACCUGCCCCCUAAGAUCCAGAUGUGAGCCAGCAUGAAGACAGCGUCAACAAGGAGUCAUCUAGAUCCCGCCUAAGAGAGCCAACUGCAUGGACUAUAUCUUCAGUUACCCAAUGAAGACUGUGCCUUCAAACGACCCUAGGACUGACUGUCACCGAAGAGAGAGCAGAAAGUUCUGGGUCUGCUGGAUUUUUAGCCGGAGAGGGGAAUAAUUCCCACCAUGAGUAAAUGGUAAAGGAAUGGUGAGAGGGGAACAAAAAUGAAAUUGCGUUCGAUUACUGUCAGAGUUGUGCUUGUUCAAAACAUUUUGGACAAAGACCCUCAGCCCGCGAGGAGGGUGCACAAUACGAGGGCUCUCGGAAGCCCCCCUUCUCUGUAGGGCCUGUGGUGCCCCCAGCGCUCUGUACGUGACCAACCACCUGAGCAGCUCGGUGGGGCUACAGGCCUCAAGUCCUCACAGUAAACGAAGAAGCUGGGGGGGACAGCAUGUGACCUCGCCCGGUGUCACUUGAGCAGUAAGAAGUGGCAGGACAGCCGAGGCAGGUCUAUAUUUGGGCUCUCACUCACGGCAGGCGUUGCUAUUUGCAGUGGGAGUCAGCUCAUGUUACCCGGCUUGCAGAGUCCCCGCUGUAAAACAGGGCCUUCCGGCACGCAGAGGUCACCCGGAGGGAAAUCCCAUCCCCACCGAAGGCAGAGCAGUUUUCUAGCCCUUCCCCGGAAUCCUCAGAGGUAAGAAAAGAAGAACUACGGACCCUUAAAUCAGCAGGCAAGUUUUUGGAUAAUCGUUAUUUUUCUCAAGUGAAAGGUAUUAUUAGAAACUCAGUAACUUAAUGCCACAACGUGAAUGCAAUAUCUUUCCUUCAGGGGAAAGAGGUAUCAUCUUCAAUUGCAGGACCCAGGACACCCACUAGGAGGCGCGCGUGCGAGGAACUCUGUGGGUGCAGAGGCGCGAUGGACGGGGAGGCUGGGGGGGGCGCCCGAGGUGCACAGGUCCCCGGGUCCCAGGGACUUCCACUUCUGUCCCACGGAUCUGUAUGACUCCGAAGGCCGGCUGCGGCUCUUCCCAGAAGAACACACGCGGACGGGAAGACAAGUGCCCGCCGAAAUGACCAGCGAGCCCGGGGGGGCGGCCCCAGGUAAGGCCCAGAGCGACCUGGAGGAGGAGGUGCAGGAGCUUGUGGAUUUGUACGCGCUUGGAGGUGGUGGCGAGUGGGGCGCGGAGCUCGUGGAUGGAAGCGCGCCGCGCGUGGAGGUCUCGGAACCCCGGCUGCACCUGUCCUCGGCGGGGGCGCAGAGGGACUGGCGGCUGGGCGCCGAGGCCGAGGACCCGGGCUGCUUGGGCUGGGGCGCGGCCGGCCGGGACCUGCGGGAAGCCUACAGGUACGCGCACGGCCGGGCCAGCGAGGAGUACGAGUGCUACGUCAUCCCCGAGGAGGAGGACGAGGACGAAGCCGCCCUGGUCUUCUGUGUCACUUGCAAAGCCCCAGUAAGGGCGUGCGAGGUUUCGGAUGCGCACGGAGAGCAUGAGGUGACCCCCCUCAGCAAGGCCCUGGAAAGCGCCAAGGACGAAAUUCACAAAAACAUGUUCAAACUGGAAAAGCAGAUUAUCGAGAUGGAGAAUUUUGCAAAUCACUUGGAGGAGGUUUUCAUCACCGUGGAGGAGAACUUUGGAAGACAGGAACAAAAUUUUGAGUCACAUUUCAAUGAGAUUUUGGAAACACUUGCUCAAAAAUAUGAAGAAAAAAUACAAGAUCUCGGAGAGAAAAAGAAAGCGAAGUUGGAAGCCUUGUAUGGACAACUGGUCAGCUGUGGGGAAAACCUGGAUACCUGUAAGGAACUCAUGGAAACCAUAGAGGAGAUGUGUCACGAAGAGAAGGUCGACUUCAUAAAGGAUGCUGUGGCUAUGGCUGACAGACUGGGAAAAUUCUUGAAUACAGAAACAGACGUGGAAAUCUCUGCGCAGCCUGACUUUGAAGACCAGACCUUGGACUUCUCUGAUGUGGAGCAGCUGAUGGGCUCCAUUAACACCAUCCCAGCUCCUUCUGCUCCAGUGAUAAACCCACAGGCCCCCAACUCAGCCACGGGCUCCUCUGUCCGCGUGUGCUGGAGUUUGUACUCUGACGACACGGUGGAGAGCUAUCUGCUGUCCUACCGGCCGGUGCAGGACGGCUCGCCUGGGAAAGACCAAGCAGAGUUUACAAUGACUGUCAAAGAAACAUAUUGCUCAGUGAGAAAUCUUGUGCCAAACACCCAGUAUGAAUUUUGGGUCACAGCUCAGAACAGGGCCGGCCGCAGCCCCGCCAGUGAGCGUGCAAUGUACAUGACAGCCCCCUCCCCUCCCGUUAUAAAAAGCAAAGAGAUACGGAGCUGCGAAGAGGCUGCACUGAUCUGCUGGGAGUCUGGGAACCUGAACCCCGUGGACUCGUACACGGUGGAGCUGACCCAGGCGGAAAGUCCUGAAGCCUCGGGAGUAACUGAGUCGGUCGUGGGCAUCCCGACCCGCGAGGCCUUGGUGCAGCUGCAGCCCAGGCAGCGCUAUACCAUCUACGUGCGAGCCCUCAGCGUGGGGGGCCCCAGUGCAAGGAGCGACCCCGUGACCGUCUACACCACAGGCAGCUUCUUCCACCUGAACCAGCACACCUGCCAUCCCGGGCUGACCAUUUCUGAAGAUGGGUUUACGGUCGUGCGGAGCGAAAGGAAAACCCCAGCAAAGGAGCCGCUCCCUGGCAACACCCGGUUUACCAGGUGUGUUGCCGUCAUGGGGAAUCUCAUUCCAAUCCGAGGGCGCCAUUACUGGGAGGUGGAGGUGGACGAGAGGUCCCACUACACGGUGGGUGUGGCCUUUGAAGAUGUCCCUAAACAAGAGGACCUGGGAGCAAACUGCCUGUCUUGGUGCAUGAGGCACAGACUUGCAUCAUCACGGCAUAAGUAUGAGUUCCUGCACAACGGGAUGACUCCAGAUAUAAGAAUAACUGUCUCCCCGAGGAAGAUCGGCAUUCUGCUAGACUAUGAAAAUUCAAAAUUGUCAUUUUUCAAUGCGGACAUUUCUCAGCAUCUGUACACGUUUAGUUGUCAGCUUCACCAAUUUGUGCAUCCCUGUUUUUCUUUGGAAAAGCCUGGGUGUCUGAAGAUACAUAAUGGCAUUUCAAUGCCAAAGCAUGUCACUUUCUACUAGACCAUUCUGAUGCCAGCUCCCUCUCUUCUGUACCCACCCCUCCAAGCCGGCCACCCCUCAGCUGGUUGAACUUGGCGUUCAAGCACAGGUUUCUAGCCCUGCGCACUGCCACCUGUAAGAUGUUAGGUUAGUCAUUACCAGGCGCUGCUGUAAAAUGAGGGCUCAGACAAAAUGAACUCCAGGCCUUUCAGGUGGUCAAACUGUAUCGGUCUGUUUGUUUAUAUGCAAAGUAUCUGAAAGUCCAAGGCCUAUAGAGCGUGGGGGCAGGGGCAAGGGAGGGAAGAGAUACAUAAGUACUAGUGGCCGUGGCACACCCGGGACAUCUUGCGAGUCAGCCAGGAACAGACUCCAGAAGGCAAGAGGCUGUCCACAGAGAACCAGGGAAGCCACGCGCCUUCUGUUUUCCCGGGAGUUAAUGGCACUGUGAUGCGGUUUCUGGCACUGAGCACGCUGUCACACCUGUUCCCCUCGUUCACAGAACUUACCCCAAACUUUGAAAUGACCUCUACCGUGCGCCCUUCCAUGAAGGCAGGGACAGUGUCUGUCUUGUUCAUCAUUCGGUCCCUAAGGACUAACGUGUAACAAACGGUACACACCAAAUACUGAAUAAAUUAGUUAUCUUCCUCAUCC